GAUAGAGGGAUCGCGCGCGCUAGCGGCCACUCGGUCGAUUAUUUAUCCAACAAGUGCCCGUCAGUUUCUCUCUUUCCCUCUCUCAGCGGGACCGGUCAACUUUAUUUUUGAAAUGUCAUUUACGCAUGUCAGUUACAUUCAAACAACAGCGAAGCGAAAGAGGAACGUUUUGACUUAAACCUCGUUUGUUUAUUGACCAGAUGCGCCAACUUUUAGGGAAUUAUUAAAAAUGGCGAUGUGCUUGUUAAAACGUUUGCGGCGUCCCGGUCGUUAAAGUGUCAGCAGUUUUAUUCUUUUCCUCUAGUUUUCAUUACUUCAGGUUGAUUUUUUUUUUUUUUUAGUUUAAUAAUAAUAGGCCUAAUAAUAAACACUAAUCACAACUAAACUAUAAGGUAAGGAGGUGUGUUGGCACGGAGAGUUUUGACUGGAAAGUAAUGGAAAAUGAUGAGCCCGAAUCACCGGACCCGAACCACGACAACACUCAGAGUAAAAGAGGAAAUUCAGUGCACAAGAAAUCCCAUCUGAUGUGCCAUGAUAGUUGAGAGGGAUAGAGUGAGGAAUUCAGGAUUUCAGGAAGAAUGAUGCACUGCAGAAAAGCAGCUCAACGCUGAAAUGGAAAGAGAAAGAGAAAGUAGAGUCCACCUAUAGACGGACAGAGAAACGGCACAUGAAGUUCUUUAGUAGACACAUCAUGCACAAGAGAGAGAGAGAGAGAGGUGUACCUAUCUAUAGUUUGAAAGGGACAGGCCCUCUCCCUCUUUGUCACUCUCAGAUAGAAACACACACAAAUGCUCACACUCUCUGUCACCUACCGACAGAAAACCACCUAAUCUCUCUGUCAUCUCCCACACCGCGACAGCAUCACCUGUUCAGAAGUUUGAUUAAUAGUGUGAGACAGAGCUGUCAACCAUAUUGAGUGAUUUAGACGUAUCUUCUCGAGAAAAAGACAGCAGUUCACACAUGCUGUGAAGAUGAUGCGAGCUCAGAUUGAGGUGAUCCCAUGUAAGAUCUGUGGAGAUAAAUCUUCAGGGGUUCAUUAUGGAGUUAUCACUUGUGAGGGCUGCAAGGGCUUCUUCCGCAGAAGUCAGUCCUCCAGCGUGCAGUACUCAUGCUCCAGGCAGAGCAACUGCCCCAUCGACCGUGCCAGCCGUAACCGCUGCCAGAGCUGCCGCCUCAAAAAAUGUGUCGCUCAGGGGAUGAGCCGCGAUGCUGUGAAGUUUGGCCGCAUGUCCAAGCGUCAGAGAGACUCCCUGUUUGCAGAAGUCGAGAGACAUCGACAACAGCAGCGUCUUCAGGCCAGCUCAGUCCAAGAGCCUCAGUCUCUCCCAGCCUACCGAUCCAGCAAAGAGCCCAGAGAACAGUCAUCACAUCUCAUCCCGCCUCUACCUCCAGCCUACCCUUAUUCUGUAGAGCCUGAACUGCCAGGCUGCCCACCGGAGGUACAUCCAUACCUGGAGUGUCGCAUAGGCGAGGCCCAGGCUCAGAGUCUGGCCUACAGGAGCUCCCACAGGAGAGGUGAGAGCAACAGCUUGUCAGCUGGUAGAGGAUUUGACUCUACACGGUCUACACCAGAGGCUAUUUUGAACAUGAACGGCAGUGAAAUGGGGUUUCAUCCUUUUGACCCUGAGAGCUCGUUCUUUUCCUAUCCGACCUCUCUGCACAUAGAGGAGAUCUCGGCAAGUAUCGUUCGUUCUCACAGAGAGACAACUCAGUAUCGACCGGAGGAACUGCAGGCUCUCAGAUGGAAGGUUUUCAGCAGGGAGGAGAUCCAUGCUUACCAGAGCAAAUCGGUGGAUGAGAUGUGGCAGCACUGUGCGGUGCGGUUGACCGAUGCCGUUCAGUAUGUGGUGGAAUUUGCUAAACGUAUCCCAGGAUUCCGUCAGCUUUGUCAGAAUGAUCAAAUUGCUCUCCUCAAGAGUGGGUCCAUGGAAGUUGUUCUGGUCCGGAUGAGUCGGAUGUUUAACACAGAAAACAACACAGUAUUUUUUGAUGGCAAAUUUGCAGGAACAGAACUUUUCAAAUCUCUCGCAUGUAGCGAUCUAAUAGCUGCUGUAUUUGACUUUGCUCACAAUCUGUGCGCGCUGAGACUGACCGAACAGCAGAUGGCGGUGUUCACUGCACUGGUCCUCAUUAAUGCAGAUCGACCAUGUCUGGAAGACAGAGAAAGAGUGCAGAAAGUAAGGAGAGAUGUGGAGCUUGCUCUUAGUCACAUCCUCCACAGAGACAAUCAGGAGAGUCUACUGCAUAAGCUGUAUCAAAGAGUGCCGCUGCUGAAGUCUCUGUGCGCGCUGCAUAUUGAGAAACUGCGAUGGUUUCGGCAGCUUUACCCUCUCACGGUGCAUUCCCUCUUCCCUCCACUAUACAAAGAGCUGUUCGGCUCUGACACGGAUAUACAGACAUUGACUACUCACUAAACACACACAGACACAUAUUUCAUUUGCAGAUGCAGAAAUGAAACGACAUCGCACACAUUACACACACACACACAAAGUUACAUAUAAAAGUGUAUGCAAUCAAGAUCUAAAUAUAUUAUUUACCUGCUCAAGAAGUUAAAUAUAUUUUUGUAACUCUCAGAAGAACAGAAAAUAAUUUUAAGAGAAGUAUGCCGUAUUUUGUGCGAAUUCUAUUCCGUAGGGCGAAGCAAAAUAUUACUACGAAUGCUAUUCAGUCUGAGGAUAUAUUUUAAUGUUUUUGAAGUUUUCGAUGACCUUGAUGGUCUGGAUUCUAGCUGGUACAAAGGUGCAUUAGCUCUGAUCAUUAGAAUGUUAUUUUUUUAUAGAGAUUUCACCAGCAAAUACCAGAUUACAAAUGAUAAUAUUUGCAGAUCUCAAAGCAACAUGUUGCAACAUGUUCUUUGUCAACAUACUUUCCAUGAGCUGACUGAUGUUUGAACUGACGGCAUCAGACAUUGGAUGAUUUUCAAGCUUCAUUUACAACAUUAGAAUCCCUUGUUAUUUCUCAGGCAGUACAGAGACAUGGAUGCUUAAUGAUUUCUGCCUCUUAUAAUAUAGCCUAUUACAUUAUUGCAUUAAUUUAAACACGAUCAUCUAUUAUGCGUCACCUUUUUUUUUUUGUACUUCUCUUCUGUUAAAGCUUGUCUUAGUGCUUGUAAUGCUCAUCUUUCACUCAUUUCACAUUGAUUUGAGUAAAACUUGUUGAAAUCACCAUUCCAUUCAAAUAGACCAUCUUAAGUUGUGUUUUUCAGUCUUUGGUCAUAGAUGAUUUUCUCUGUUUUUUCAGUCAGCUGAAUAAUUAUUGUACUUGUAGAUUUGACAGUAUUUAUGCUCAAGGGUCUAAAAAUGUAUAGAGUACUUCUAUGAAAUAAAUCAAAUAUUAUAUGCUUAUUCAUUAUGCUUGUGUAGACACUUAGAUUGAACACAAUUCUAUUGUGUCUCGAUUGCACAGUUUCUGUUCAUGUUGUAUUUUGUGUCAGAUUUAACUUAUCACUCACACAAUCGAUGAAACCCUGUUAUUGUUUCGGUUUUGUUCUGUUGCUAUCUAUUGUGUUGUGUUGCUUUGCAGAAAAGGCCUCAAAUAAACCUCUGAAAAGUGUAAA
This is a messenger RNA of Megalobrama amblycephala (Wuchang bream), 3556 nucleotides long. It is a transcript of the gene rorc, whose product is annotated as RAR-related orphan receptor C. The record is from RefSeq and is a predicted model, not a curated record. Gene Ontology annotation, cellular component: nucleus. Gene Ontology annotation, biological process: regulation of transcription by RNA polymerase II. NCBI's taxonomy places the organism in Eukaryota, Metazoa, Chordata, Actinopteri, Cypriniformes, Xenocyprididae. The transcript is spliced from 13 exons. Gene Ontology annotation, molecular function: zinc ion binding; RNA polymerase II cis-regulatory region sequence-specific DNA binding; nuclear receptor activity. Bases 972 to 2414 code for a protein of 480 amino acids.